Molecule: messenger RNA, 1257 nt
Organism: Paramecium pentaurelia
Lineage: Eukaryota; Ciliophora; Oligohymenophorea; Peniculida; Parameciidae
Source: the annotation of a GenBank genome assembly
AUGUAAAACCUUUCAAUAUAUACAUUUUCUAAUAUAAUCAAGUUCCUUUAAGUUGAGGAAAUAUACUCCAAAUUAACAAUCUCUAAACUACUUAUGUAAAUAUAUAUUUAAUUAAUAUAUAGUUAAUAAUUAUACCAUCCUCACGUCUAAAAGGUUAUACUUUCUAAUUAUUUCCCUUCUAAAAUAGUUUAAUAAAUUGAUCCCUAAAAAUAUAUUUAAUGCAUAAAAUCAUUAAAAGGUUGUAAAAUAAAGGAGAUACCAUUUUGGGGAAUAGAGACAAACGGAGGAUUAUCAAAUAAUAGUUUAAGAUUUUGGAUUGGAAAAACUUUCAUGAAAACUAAUGAGCCUUAGGUAGGUAUAAGUAAAUUGGAAAAUUCUUUCUUAUCAGGAACUUUAGCUUUUAAUCAAAUUGGUUUUAAGAAAGCCUUACUGGAAUAUGCUAAAAACUUCAUAGACUCCAUGGGGUAAGAAAUUACAUAUCAUUUUUUUCCUGAUUGGGAUGACAUUGAGGAUAACCAGGUUGAUAUGUCAAAAAUAAGAAUAUUUGAUAUCUUCAGAAGUUUCUAAAUAUUUUCAUAUUAUUACGAUGAGUAAGAUUGGAAUUGUUUAAAAUAUUUAAGAGAUUAUGCUUAUUUAAAACACGAGUAGAUAGAUUAAAUGUUGGAGAUUGAUCCAUAUAAAUUAAAGGAUGAGGAUCAUUAAAUGUAAAUUUUUAAAUAUAAUUUUUUUAGUAUCCCUUAAGGAAUAUCUUUAGUAUAAGAAAUAUCAAUAAAUAGAAGAACUCAAAUGACCUAAAUAAUAAAAUCAAUCCUUAUAUUUACAAGUAUAUCAUAAUACAUUCCAAAUUAUCCUGAUGAAAUUUAUAAUUGUUAAACUCCAGAAAAAUUAUAUUACUAUAUUUUACAACAUCCUUAAUUUAUCCCUUCAUAAACAAAUAUUAGUUUAUUAAAAAAUAUGAAUCCUAAUAUUGUCUACGAAGAGGAACAUUAAUUAGAUUAUUUGUAUUGUACAUUUUAACCAAUUGAUGAUAAACAACCAUUAAUUUGGGCAUAAUUUGUAAAUCCAAAUUUUGAUGAAAUUAAUUUAAAAUUUGAUAAAUAAACACGACGAUUAGCAAAAUCAAUUCAAGUGAGAAUAUUAGAUGCCUGUUAUUAAGAAAAUGCAUACUUUAAUGGAAUUGGUAUAGCAUAUGUUAGUUGCAAAGGGUUAACAUUGAAUGAAGUAAAUUGGACUAUAAUUAAAGAACUUCCAGAUUGA